AACUGAAACCUGGUUAAAUAAAUAGUCUACAUGCUAUCUGAUGUUUUUUUUCAUAAGUUACGUCACAUAUUAAACUGACAGUCAUAUGACUUCAUGGAAAUUAACAGCGAAAGAAACCGAAAGAACUCAAAGCCUCAGAGUGUUUAGUUUGAGUGAGUCCAUCCAUCCAUCGUCAACCGCUUAUCCUGCGUACAGGGUCGCGUGGCGCUGAAGCCUAUCCCAGCUGACAUCGGGCGAAAGGCGGGGUACACCCUGGACAGGUCGCCAGUUGGUUUGAGUGAGUAGGCUACAUAUUACAUUUAGUCAAGAUGGACAGCAGUGUAACAAGUGAACAGAGAAAUAACUCCAGACAACAGAUAAGCAAUAUGACACAACAGGAGAAGUGUUACGACCCUCGAGACAGAACACUUACAUUUGUCAAUGGAGAGGAUGACUUAGACUUUUUGUGCGAUGACUUCAAGUCUCUCAGAGCAAAGAUGUCCUGUGGUCAUGCUGUCACUCCGAUGUCUCUCACCAACUGGUGUCGCAGGUUGCUGGAUAAGGGUGAGUACAGAUUUGUUUGUGGCAAACCUGACUGUGAUAUUGAGUGGCCAUAUGAGGAGGUUUGUAAAAUGGCUCUUCUAACCAAAGAAGAAAUGAAGUACUUUGAAAAGAAAAUGUUCCGUAACACUGCCAAGGAUUACUUGAAUGUCAAAUUUUGUCCUGGCUGCAAGUCUUGUGUGGUGAGGGCUGAUUUCAGUGAUCUGGGUGUCGAGUGCACAAAGUGCACAGCUGCCAAAAGAAGACCUUUCAGAUUCUGCUGGCAGUGUUUGAGGGAAUGGAAAGGUCCGGCUCCACGUUCAGACCGCUGUGAAAAUGAUGGCUGCGUCAAUGAGCCAUUAGAAACACUGAGAAACUGUCCAGAUAUCGUCUUUGAGUCUGUGAAGGGCGUCACUGGCUGUCCCUGCAUCCGUGCCUGUCCCACCUGUGGUUUUCUGGUGGAGCAUAACAGAACUCAGUGUAAAACCAUCGUCUGUUCUCGCUGUAAGGUGAAGUUCUGCUUUGUUUGUCUGCAGUUCACUGAAGAGUGCCUGAAGCGCAACGCAUACAAACUUUGCCCCACUGGUGUUGCACCGAGACAGACCUCGAUACCUGUGUGGCAGAAAAAGUUAUUUUAUAAUGUCAAUCAUCAUAACUGAUGUUACUCAGCCAGGAUCUCAACCCCACACCAACUUUUAGUAGUAGUUAUAAAG
Molecule: messenger RNA, 1232 nt
Organism: Micropterus dolomieu (smallmouth bass)
Lineage: Eukaryota; Metazoa; Chordata; Actinopteri; Centrarchiformes; Centrarchidae
Product: E3 ubiquitin-protein ligase RNF144A-like
Exons: 4
Coding region: 309-1178 (289 amino acids)
Source: RefSeq, a predicted model, not a curated record